Messenger RNA from Plectropomus leopardus (leopard coralgrouper), 444 nucleotides. It is a transcript of the gene pmch, whose product is annotated as pro-melanin-concentrating hormone. Gene Ontology annotation, biological process: behavior; chemical synaptic transmission. NCBI's taxonomy places the organism in Eukaryota, Metazoa, Chordata, Actinopteri, Perciformes, Serranidae. The record is from RefSeq and is a predicted model, not a curated record. Gene Ontology annotation, molecular function: type 1 melanin-concentrating hormone receptor binding; melanin-concentrating hormone activity.
AUGACCUCGGUCUACUCUUCCCUGUACUCUCUGCUGCUAUUCUCUCAGCUGAGCAGACUCUCGGUUUCAGUGGCAAUGCCUUCAGCUAAAGGAGAAGAUGGCGCAAUGGAGCAAGAUGGCCUGUUCCUGGGGGCCGAGCCCAUGGCUGAGCCCGCUGUGGUUUCCCCUGUGUACAGGCGAAGCCUCGUGCAGGAAACGAAUGAGAUGAAUGAAGAUGGAAGCCCUAAAUUCUUCAUCCUCUCGGACAUGGGGCUGAAAGAACACGGUAUUCGUGGGCUGAACCCGGCCUUCACCCGGUCCUUUCCACUGCUCACAGACCGAAGCUUGAGCCACACUCCCGCUGAGCACAGUUUGAAAAUUGAUCGCAGAAACACCGACAUCGACAUACUGCGGUGUAUGAUAGGAAGAGUGUACCGACCCUGCUGGACAGCAGUCUAAAUGUCU